Molecule: messenger RNA, 465 nt
Organism: Tetrahymena thermophila SB210
Lineage: Eukaryota; Ciliophora; Oligohymenophorea; Hymenostomatida; Tetrahymenidae
Product: transmembrane protein, putative
Exons: 1
Source: RefSeq, a predicted model, not a curated record
AUGUAAAAUAAUCAAAAAAUGGAUUUAAAUUAAAAUAAAUGGUUUUCAUUUAUGAUUAUGAAUAUGAAAUAGCUUCUACACCUAAUAAAUACAAAAUAAAAUAAAAAUAUAUAAAUAUAAAAAAAAUAAAUUUUAAGUUGUAUUCUGAGUGCAUUUAUAUGUAUGAGUAUUUCUAUUCUAUUCUAUCGCCAAUUUAAUUUUUAGUUUUUAAACAUUGAAUAAAAAUUAUAGAUUAGUUAGUUAUUUUGGAAGGUAAAAAAAUAUAAAUAAAGAGAAAUGAAUUAAUAAUAAAAGCAAAAUUUGAAAAUAAAAAAUGAGCUAAAUUAUCAAAGAAAAAAAAAACGCAAGAAGAAUUAUAAAAUAAAUAAAUUAAAAGAGUUAUUUUAAAUUAGUUUUUUAUAUUAAAAAAUGCCAUAAUACAAAAUAAAUAAAUUGUUUUUACUAAAAAUCAAGUUUCAUAUUUGA